Messenger RNA from Neospora caninum, 2841 nucleotides. RefSeq lists its product as hypothetical. Bases 1 to 2841 code for a protein of 946 amino acids. The record is from RefSeq and is a predicted model, not a curated record. NCBI's taxonomy places the organism in Eukaryota, Apicomplexa, Conoidasida, Eucoccidiorida, Sarcocystidae. The transcript has 3 exons.
AUGCAGAUUGGGCGGAGCGUGCAGCAGGCAAUCUCAAACGCCUCAUCUGCUGUCGUCGCCGCAACCGGCCAGAGAACUGGGGCCGUUGCUUCGGCUGUUCAGACUUCUGGAGCUUCGGAGACAAGUUAUGCGUCGGUGCUGUCGCCUCUUCUUGGCCUCAGUGCCCAGCAGUCGCCGCCCACUGCUGACAAGACGCCUUCCGCUGCGAAUCCCGAACACCUUCCCUCACCUGCCACUUCUUCAUGUGCUCAACCCUUGACAUCGUCGCCUCCUAAUCAGCAGUGUGCAGGUUGUGCUCCCAGUACCAGAGACGACGCCUGUCCCACUUUGGACGCUCCCAGACACACUGAAGAGCCUGGAAGCGAAGCGGGACAGCCGGGAGAGGAGACCACAUCCCGGCCUGCGGAUACUGCUUCUUCUUUGCAGCGGUCGUCCCCCUCUGUGUGUGAGGGCGACAGUAAUUCUCGUACCACUCGACGGGCAGAAGAUGCAUCCGCGCUUUCGCCCAGUCCAAAACUCGUCGUUGGAUCUUGCAAGGUUCCGGCCAAGUCUAGGGGUAACGGAGGAGGCAGGCAGACACAGGGAAGUCGCGUGAAUCCAUACGUCGCCUCGUAUUACCAGAAAGAACCGGGUGCAACCUAUCGACAUCGUGUAGGUGCAUCAACGGCGUGCUGUUCUCUUUUAUCGUCGCCAUGUGCUCCUUCUUUGCGUUCAUCUCCGCUUUUUGUGCAACCGAUUCCUCAGCGCCAGAUGUGUCGAACUCAGUUUGAUAGAAUGGGUUUAGCCGAGGGAAGAGGUCGUGUGGAAGAAGUCGAAAACUCGUGGUUUUUUAUUGACAUUUACGGCGGUGACAGCACCGUGGGCAGAGGUGCUCCCACGGACACCCAAUGCGGCACUCCGUUGUACCCUGUCGAUGAAGCACGCAGCGCAUUCACACCCUGCAUCGCUCCCGCCUCGUCUUGCGAUCGUCAACGUUCCUCCGAUGGGAAGGUACAGGGGCAACCAAGCGCAGACGUGGUGGAAGACGGGUGCAAAGAGACGACGUGGAAGGGUCUGAAGGCAGAAGACCACCAGGAACUGCGCCCAUCAUCGGGUGCAGGCGUCCCCCUACCGAGCGAAGGUAGAGGUGUGGUGACAAUGGAGACAAAGGGGAGUUGCCAAUUUCGGUAUACCGGAGAAGGAAGAGACGAGAGCUUGGUUAACAUUGAAAACAGGUCCUCAGGUCUUGUUCGAAUCAAUGACCCGAGUGAAAUUGGUGCCGAUGCUUCUCUGCUUGCAUCAACUCUAUCAUCUGAACUUAUUGACGAGUCUCAAGCUGGCUCUUUGGCGGCAGACGAAGAAAGGAUAGACACCGGAGCGCUGCCCGCCGACCGGUCUCUCUCUCGCACCAGGCACCCAGGGGCGAAAGUGGAACGAGACGACCUAGAGGCCCACGCAGGAAGUGCUGAGCGGGGAGCCAACAAUACAGCCGAGCGGGAUUUGUCAGCGGGGAAUAAUCGAGGGCUUUCGAUUGCCUCUUCUCUUCGCCGCCUCUUUGAGAAAGAAACUGAGACGCAAGAAGUUGCGCCUGGUGUGAAUACACCCAAUGACACAAUUGAGGACAGAGCCGCGACAGAGGCGAAUACGGAACGAGACGACAUCCGCUUUCUGGACCUGUUCUUGACUCCUCUUUCUCCUGAAGAGAAGCUCCUUUUAGCAGCGCGUAGCGCAACGGGCGGUGAUGUGAGAGAUGUGAGGGACGGCAAGCAGUCAGACGACGCCUUCCAGUUCACUGAUCCCGUAACGCGGUCGCCCUUUCCUUCCACGUUUUUUCCUGCUCUCACAGCCCGCUCGUUCUUGCCGCACUGCAGAUACACCAUGGCAUCGACAUGCCCAGAGAAUACACUGGGUGGAUCAAUUGCGGGUUACUGGAAGCACGGGACUGCCAAUCUGACGAGAACUGUGUGGAACAGAGAGAGGGACGCAGGAAGGCGCACGCCAGGGAGGCAUAGCAGAGCCCUCGAGGGCGUCACGUUCCACGUUCCCGCCGAAGACGCGGAAGAUUUUCUUGCUGUUCUGGAGGAAUCGCUUCCUUAUUCUUGGCACGACAUUGAAUCUGCUGUCGUUGAGGGUGAGUGCUGCGUUAGAAAGAAAGGGGAAGGUAGGAAGACGACGCUCAAACCUUUGACAGCCCUUGUGGUCGGGCGUCUUGUCUUUGUCCAGCUUCCAUCUUUUCUUUUCGAGUUUUUGGCGACGACAGAGAGCGCGGCCGCAGCUGCUGCCGCAACAGCUGAAGCCGUCGGCGUCUCUGCGGCUGGGCUUCUUCCCUCUCUCUGCUCUUUCGCGUCGUGCUUAAUUAUCUUCGGGGGUUGUGUUUACGCCCUCGUUCGAGGAGCAAAGGCCCUCCACAUGUCGCGGCGCGCGCAGCUCCUCACGUCUAUGAAGACAGAAGAGGCUGCCGAGAGGGGAGAGCGAAGAAAGCACGACGACUGCGGAGGAAGUGAAACGUACUUCUUGGCAGAGAGGGCGGAACGAGGUGAAGCUGGGGUAGAGGAGGGGACAGAUGCGUUCGAGCGUGUGAAAGAGAAGGGCCGAAGGAGAGAGGCCGCGGAAAGACGAGAUGUGAACGUCGGGGUAACAACGCAUGUGGGAGAGGAGGGGAUCAGGAACCCGACACCUGAAAGAGAGGAGUUCGAGGCAGAAAGUCGAAGAGACACUGAAGGGAAACAUGAACAGAAGGAACGAGGGUGGACGAAGAGUGUUGCCGUGAUCAGGCGAGAUCCAGAAAGGAAGUGGAAAGAAGAGGCCGCCGUGCGUGCAGGCGUGUGUUCUGAAGAAUGGAGAGGAUGCUUCUCUCCGUGA